AUGGCUGGCAUUGUGUGUCAUACGGGUGCGAAUAUAAUCACAGAAGCGAGAAAGUUGGUCGAGCAGAUCGGUAAACCGUUGGAGUUGGACACUGAUGGCAUUUGGUGUUUGAUACCCACUUCGUUCCCUGAGAAUAUCACAUUUACUUUGAAUAGUGAGAAGAAGAAAUCGGUGACUGUUUCUUACCCAGGUGCGAUGUUGAAUGCGUUGGUACGAGACAAUUUCACGAAUGAGCAAUACCAUUAUUUGGAACCAGAUGGAACUUAUAAAGUGUCAUCUGAGAAUUCGAUAUUCUUUGAAGUGGAUGGUCCGUAUCUGGCCAUGAUAUUGCCAGCAUCCAAAGAAGAGGGCAAAAAACUCAAAAAACGGUCGGUUAUCUUUUGCUGGAAUUUCUACUUGAAAUACGUUUGA
Molecule: messenger RNA, 411 nt
Organism: Anisakis simplex (herring worm)
Lineage: Eukaryota; Metazoa; Nematoda; Chromadorea; Rhabditida; Anisakidae
Source: the annotation of a GenBank genome assembly